Linum tenue is the source of this 1416-nucleotide messenger RNA. Lineage: Eukaryota; Viridiplantae; Streptophyta; Magnoliopsida; Malpighiales; Linaceae. The record is from the annotation of a GenBank genome assembly.
AUGCGCGAUCUUUCGCGGUUCAGGUGUCUCUCUCUGCUACACAUCAAGCCAAGAUCUUCUCACCAAACCUGCCAAAUCCUAGCUCAAUUGAUCUUAAAUCGCCUCACUUCCCCGCCUCAUUUGGCCAAAUUGGUAGAACAGUACUGUCGCUCGACCUCCGGCACCCGCCAAGCAAACUCGAUCCUCGCCCAAUUUCACCACCCAAACCUGUUCCUCUUCAAUACUCUGAUCCGAUGCACCCGCCCAAAGGACUCCAUCCAUCUUUUCGCCACCUGGGUUUCGAGGAACAACCUGGUUUUCGACGAUUUCACCUAUCUCUACGUUCUGGGUUCCUGCGCGAGAUCACCGUCGUUCUCGUCGUUGUUGCUGGGGAGACAGAUUCAAGGAAGGGUUCUGAAACAAGGGUUCAUUGCGAAUUUGAUGAUCCCGACGACUUUGAUUCAUUUUUACGGAUGGAAUAAGGAUGUAUAUUCCGCGAGAAAGGUGUUCGAUGAAAUGCCCGAGAGAAGCGUUGUGACGUGGAAUGCGAUGAUGACUGGGUAUUGCUCGCAGAGAGAGAAGGCUGACGAAUAUGCUUAUGAUGGGGUAAUGCUGUUUAAGGAGAUGUUGGUUGUUGAUGGUAAAGAGAGACCGAAUGACACCACGAUGGUUGGCGUGCUCUCUUCUUGUUCCCAAUUGGGGAUGCUUGAAACUGGAGCUUCCCUCCAUGGUUACAUGGAGAAAACCAUUUGUCUGCUUGAUAUGGAUGUUUAUUUAGGCACUGGUUUAGUUGACAUGUAUUCAAAAUGCGGCUGUCUGGAUAGUGCUCUGAAGGUGUUUAAUGGAAUGCGUGUGAAGAAUGUGCUGACAUGGACGGCUAUGGCGACAGGUCUUGCCAUUCAUGGGAAAGGGAAAGAAGCAAUGGAAGUUUUCAACUUGAUGGCAAGUUUCGGUGUUAAACCUAAUCUGGUAACUUUCACGAGCUUGCUCUCAGCUUGUUGCCAUGCGGGUCUAGUUGAGGAGGGGGUUCAUUUGUUUGAGAUAAUGGAAGUUCAAUUUGGUCUCCGCCCGGGAUUGAGGCAUUAUGGAUGCAUCGUCCAUCUUCUUGGCAAGGCUGGAUACGUAAGAGAUGCUUACGAGUUCGUCAAGAGAAUGCCGGUGGAGCCUGAUCUAGUCCUAUGGAGGAGCUUACUGAGUUCAUGUAAAGUCCAUGGAGAUGUCGAUUUGGGUGAGGAAGUGGGCAAGAUAGUCGUACACUUGCAUCCAGAAAUGAUGGAGUUGAGUGAGGAUUAUGUAGCUUUGUCUAACAUCUAUGCAUCAGCUGAGCGAUGGAAAGAGGUCGAAACAGUGAGGAAAGUAAUGAAGGUGAAGGGGGUAGUCAAUAAGCCGGGAUCAAGCUUAGUUCAAGGCAUAAGCAAUCAUAUCCCCUUGGGAUGA